AAAACGGCGGUGUCUUUCCAAUAUUUACGGUAGGUACAGUCAUACGUCACCAUUGCGUCACUAAGCCGGAAGUUGUUUCUAUCCUUACUGCUCGCUACAUUCAGGGUGUCGCUCUAGUUUAGUGUGCUUGGGCCAUUAACCCCCCCCCGACACUGCUGCUGCGUUUGUCGAGGCACAAACAUGAACUGUGUCGCUUUUCACACACAGCUCGCCUCCAUCAUGGACAUUUUGGCGAGCGCCGCCGUGGCAGAGAUCUGCAAGCUCGUAGAGGAGGGAUUCGCAGCGCUGCGCUUACAGAUCAGGGAGAGAGACGGAGAAAUCGGAGCUCUGAGGGACCGGCUGAAAAAGACGGAGACGAGCUCUCCUCCUGUGCGUGGGGAGAACACACGUCUGAGAGACCCCUGUGUUUCAGGGCACGGGCUCGGAAGCGCUGAGUUGGAGCUCCUGCUCAAGGAGGAGGAGGAGAAGCUGAAGGAGGAGCAGGUGGAGAACACCUGGAACAUCUGGAACAAGGAGCCAAAGGGAGGCCUGAGAGGGAAGGGCUUUGAACAGCUGGAGGCAGAGGAGGAUGAUGACGAUAAAGGCUCCACCUUGAACACACAGACUUCACCUGCAGCCCACACUGAGCAACCGUGUUUGUGUGAGGCCAGCGUGCUGGAGGUGGCCGUCAAAGCAGAACCUAUGAAAGAGGACGUGAACCAGGACUUUGCGCAAAGAGAACCGCAAUGCCCGGCAGAAACACGGCGUACCGUGGACCCCGAGUACUUUUUACCGGAGAGAAUUUGUCCAUUUGGUUCAUCGGUCGUGCGGGAGGACGGUGAACUGGUGGCUGGAGGGACACGUGUGGACUCGGGCAGCCGGUCACUUCAGUCUGUUAGUGACUCGCGGACGAAUGUGCGUGGCCUUACUGACGACGGCAACAUCAGAUCAACAUGUAUAAAGACGUAUCGCAGGGACAUUCGGAAGCAGAAGCCAUUCCUGUGUAAAUACUGUGGAAAAGAUUUUGCUCGUAGGAGUGUGUUUGAGACACACCUGAGAAUUCACACGGGCGAGAAACCAUUCAGCUGCGCCCAGUGUCACAGGAGGUUUUCCGACAUGAGCUGUUAUAAAAGGCAUCAGACUGUCCACACCGGGGAGAAACCGUUCAGCUGUGUGUUUUGUGGAAAGUGUUUCAUACGUUCUUACCACCUGAGAAGACAUCAUCAGCAGAUCCAUGUGGGGCAGGUGGCUGCGGCGGAGAUGGGCUGCAAUCUGUUCUCACAGGGAGAAGAGUACGACCAAGGAAAUGUAACGGAAAGUACGGGAAGCUGACCUGCUGCAGCACACCCACUCCAGAUUCGCUUACACCUGUCAUUUUAAAGCCAAUUCUCUUCUACCCUGGGUAAACUGGGCUGUUUCCUUUUUUCUGUUGUUUCUCUUUAAUAUAAUUUUCUCCAUGUGCUUAUUUUCUUUUACUAUGAUAUUAGCCUUUCCAGUCUUCGUCCAGUUUCUCUCUGUAUAUCCUGUUGUUUUUUCUGCCACCAGGCUGUUAUAUGUAUGCUGCUGUAGUGGUGCAGUUGUCUUCAACACCAGUGAAGCUCUCCUUCCUAUAAUGUGAAACUGGUGUGAAAAUGGACUGUCGUCUUAGUACUGGGACUUAGAACCGAUAACAUCAUGGACAACUUGUUGCCCAGGGCCUUUAAGGAUAUUGUUUUCAAUUACUAAAUUUAAUAAAAUCUUGUCAUCCAUUGCCUGUUAUUCUCAUUUUAUUAUUGAAUAUAAUGUCCUU
Scleropages formosus (Asian bonytongue) is the source of this 1768-nucleotide messenger RNA. Its product is annotated as zinc finger protein 853-like. Gene Ontology annotation, biological process: regulation of transcription by RNA polymerase II. Gene Ontology annotation, molecular function: DNA-binding transcription factor activity, RNA polymerase II-specific; RNA polymerase II cis-regulatory region sequence-specific DNA binding. The coding region runs from base 181 to 1311 and encodes 376 amino acids. The record is from RefSeq and is a predicted model, not a curated record. The transcript is spliced from 3 exons. Lineage: Eukaryota; Metazoa; Chordata; Actinopteri; Osteoglossiformes; Osteoglossidae.